UUUCCGCGCAUCGACAGCAUCACCAAAAAUACAACACUGAAUUAUCGUGCGAUUUAUUUAUUUUUUGCAAAACUGUGAAUAAUUUUAGCAAAAUCUCCAAAUCGGAAUGACACUAAUUAGUGAGGACAAUUGAACCACUCUCGCAAUACCAAAAGUGCAGUGAAGAGACAGUUAAUUAUGUUCAACUACUGGAAUGUGGCAAGUGGUCAGCAGAUUCCUGACCUCAUCCUGGACAUUGGCGCUCCGCCUUCAAAGAGAUUCGCCGUGCACAGUUCUCUAGUCAUCCAUCACAGUCACUACCUGCGAAACCUCUUGGAGGACUGCCAAGAACCUGAGAAGACUCUCUACCUUCCCACCAUCUCCAGCGAGCAGUUCAGCAUUCUCCUCAACUACAUGUACACUGGCUUCCUGGACAUCACCGCCGAGAGCGUCUUCAGCGUCCUCCUCGCCGCCCACACGCUGCACAUGCCCAAAGUCCUGGAGAUCUGCACGUCCUUCAUGCUUCAGCAUCAACUUAGAACCGAGUGGAACUACAUGGGCGCCGGAACGCAGGCUUCCGAUGGUGUCAGAGACAUUGAGAACAUCAGACAGUGUGUGAAGAUUGUCAAGCCAAUCGCCAGUAAAGCACGAAAGACAGACUUCAACUUCAUCUCAUCGCCGUCGGCAUGCAUUUUCCUGCCCAGCGCAUCUGAGACACCCUUCAGGGCGGUCAGCAACACCUUGCUGCCGCCCAGUGAAGAGGACAGAACGACCAAGAGCCCACCAGGAUGUCUGCGAGACCGAAACACACCCACAAACUCUCCCCAAGGCGAUGAUAGCACCACCAAGAGCGACAAUCCCAACUCUUCCCGAGCAAUUGUGGACAUUGCCAGUUGCGAUGGUCCCGUGAGAUUCCGCCGUGUCCUCAAUCUGGCCAUCUUCACAGAUUCCUCCUCCUCCUCACCGCGACGCGACAGUGAGGAAUCUCAGGAGAUGCCCAUCUUUCGCCGCACAGCACCCAAGAAGCCAUCAAAGCCAACCGCAACGAGUCAGCAGAACAGUGAAAUCUUCUCCUGUUUGCACUGCAAGCACACCUUUCGCUCGCAAUACUGCUACUUGAAGCACGCCAAGCGCCAUCUCUACCCACCAGAAACCACCUCUCAGCCUCAGUCACCCCACCAACUACCCUCCGUCUCGCCCAAAGCCCCCGAAGAGUCCACUCAGAGCACCAAUGUGCAGUAUUAUCCGUGCAAAAUCUGCGGUUGUAAGUUUCCCAGCUACUACUUUGUCCACAAGCACAGGAAAAUGUGCCACAGAAACACUCACGAGGAGUAACAAUGCAGUUGCGGACAAAGGGCUAUCCCUCUGCCCAUCCCUUCUCAUAAUUGCCACCCACCCACCCACACUCGGCCAAUCGAUUCAUCGAAUGUAUGAAUAAAUAAAUUUCCCUCUGCAACUCACACACAUUCAGUCAUUUCCCCAUGAAAAACAAUUGAGAUGAAAAAUCAGUGAAUAAACAAAUCAAUACAAUUUAUCUGAUUUUAAACAAACACACACAAAUACACAGGAAAUCAAAUACACAAUUUUACUCCAAAUAUGCUGAAUUUUGCAAAGGCAUGAGCAUAGAAAUAAUGCUGAGAAAUUGAAUUUGUACAACA
Phlebotomus argentipes is the source of this 1637-nucleotide messenger RNA. RefSeq lists its product as uncharacterized. Lineage: Eukaryota; Metazoa; Arthropoda; Insecta; Diptera; Psychodidae. Gene Ontology annotation, biological process: regulation of transcription by RNA polymerase II. Gene Ontology annotation, molecular function: RNA polymerase II cis-regulatory region sequence-specific DNA binding; DNA-binding transcription factor activity, RNA polymerase II-specific; protein binding. The record is from RefSeq and is a predicted model, not a curated record. Bases 178 to 1314 code for a protein of 378 amino acids. The transcript is spliced from 2 exons.